AUGGAAAGGCUAAGAAGCUCAGAUAUGGACGAAGGAAUGUCAGGUUUUCAUAUUAAUGGAGGGGGAGGUGGAGGAGGAGCAGGACCAGGUAGUGGUGGGAAUAACAGAGUUAUUGGUGGAGGAACAAAGUGUGGGCGUUGGAAUCCAACUGCAGAACCGGUUAAAGUUCUGACUGAUCUGGUCAGAUCUGGACUUCGAACUCCAACCACUAAUCAAAUCCAAAAGAUAUGUUCUCAGCUUAGCUUUUAUGUUAAGAUCGAGAGUAAAAAUGUCUUCUACUGGUUCCAAAAUCAUAAAGCCAAAGAAAGACAGAAACGAAGGAGAGUUUCCGUUGAAGAGAUCGAUCCAUUCGACAAAGCAGAGAAAGUGUUCCUUGCAAAACGUAAGUGA
Molecule: messenger RNA, 390 nt
Organism: Telopea speciosissima
Lineage: Eukaryota; Viridiplantae; Streptophyta; Magnoliopsida; Proteales; Proteaceae
Product: WUSCHEL-related homeobox 7-like
Exons: 1
Coding region: 1-390 (129 amino acids)
Biological process (GO): plant organ development
Molecular function (GO): DNA-binding transcription factor activity; DNA binding
Source: RefSeq, a predicted model, not a curated record